Phoenix dactylifera (date palm) is the source of this 1759-nucleotide messenger RNA. Its product is annotated as putative protein phosphatase 2C 24. Lineage: Eukaryota; Viridiplantae; Streptophyta; Magnoliopsida; Arecales; Arecaceae. The record is from RefSeq and is a predicted model, not a curated record. Gene Ontology annotation, molecular function: cation binding; protein serine/threonine phosphatase activity. Gene Ontology annotation, biological process: protein dephosphorylation.
GGCCGGCCCGCGAAGGCGCCUCUCUCGCCCUCCUUUUAGCUUUCUUUUCACGAAGAUUAGAAGGCGAAGACGUGAGAAGGGAAAAAUAUCUGAAUUUGUUUGUUGUUAGGGAUAAUAGGAUCUCGGAGAUCUGUGAUGGCGGAGAUUUGCUGUGAGACGGAGGCGAUGGCAGCCGCCGACGCCGCCUGCGAGCCGAGGUCCCGCGCCGCGAGGCGGCGAAGGAUGGAGAUCCGGCGUUUCAGGUUCAUCGCCAGCUCGGAGGAGGUGGCGCCGGCGGACGAGGAGCUGAGCCGCAAGAGGCGGAGGCUGCACUGCUUCGCCUGGCCGAAGGCUUCGCGGAAGGAUCCCGCCGAGGACGCCGCGGAGGAGCCAGUGGACCGCGGUAACGGAACCGAGAACACGUUGAGUUCGGACGCGGACGCGAGCUCUGGACCGGAGGCUCCUCAGGCGAGAGCGGUGGGAUCGGGGCCGUCCGAUCUGGGCCUGAGGUACGUUGCCGCCGGAACGGGGCCAUCCGAUCUGUGCCCGAGGUAUGGGAUGACCUCCGUUCGCGGCCGGAGGAGAGAAAUGGAGGACGCCGCAUCCAUGCGCCCUGAUUUCCUCCGGCGAUGCCGUGAACCUUACGGUAGACACCAUUUCUUCGGUGUCUACGAUGGCCACGGAUGCUCGCACGUGGCGGUGUCGUGCAAAGAUCGGAUGCACGAGAUAAUAGCGGAGGAAGCAGGGAGCAUGAGAUCGGGUCCUCCGCCGGCAGAGGAGUGGAGGGAGGUGAUGGAGCGGAGCUUCGCGCGGAUGGACGCGGAGGCGGUGGCGUGGUGCGGCAGCGGCCCGCGGGAUCCGGCCAGCUGCCGGUGCGAGCUGCAGACCCCGAGGUGCGACCACGUGGGGUCAACCGCCGUCGUGGCCGUCGUGGGCCCCGCCCGCAUCGUCGUCGCCAACUGCGGCGACUCACGCGCCGUCCUCUGCCGCAACGGCGUCCCCAUCCCCCUCUCCUCCGACCACAAGCCGGAUCGGCCGGACGAGCUGGAGCGGAUCCAGGCGGCGGGCGGGCGGGUGAUCUAUUGGGAAGGGGCGAGGGUUCUCGGGGUGCUCGCCAUGUCCCGAGCCAUCGGAGAUAGCUACCUGAAGCCGUACGUGGUAUCGGAACCGGAGGUGAGCGUGACCGAGAGGGAGGAGGGGGACGAGUGCCUGAUCCUGGCGAGCGACGGGCUGUGGGACGUGGUCACCAACGAGACAGCGUGCGACAUCGCCCGGAUGUGCCUGCGGAGCGGCGCACCGGCGGCGGCGGCGGCGGAGGAGGAGGAGGAGGAGGAGAGAAGACGUUUCAAGGAUAAGGCGUGCUCCGACGCGGCGAUGCUGCUGACGAGGCUGGCGCUGGCGAGGCAGAGCGCGGAUAAUAUCAGCGUCGUCGUGAUUGAUCUCAGGAGGAGCUCGUACUAGACGGUAUUCUUCGGUUGGGGGGCGAAGAAUACGAAUAUUUUAGAUUUUGCGUUUUUUUUUUUUAACUGUUUUAGAUGUUAAUAUUGUCUCCACUGGAUUCGUUUGAAAGUUGACGAAUCGAUGGGGAGAGGGAAAGCGAAACGAAAAGAAAGAUGAUGAAUGCAGAGAGAUUUCGGAGGUGGAGGAGAAGAAUAGGUAGCGCCCUGUGUUAUGGAGUGUUGGAUAAUGAAGUGAAAUCCAAUUUCUUCGAGUAAUGCUUUUUUUUAAAACAAAAUUAUUUUGGCAUAGAAAGGAACCUGGUCACAGGUUCAACAAGUGA